Messenger RNA from Acromyrmex echinatior (Panamanian leafcutter ant), 1228 nucleotides. RefSeq lists its product as uncharacterized. The record is from RefSeq and is a predicted model, not a curated record. Lineage: Eukaryota; Metazoa; Arthropoda; Insecta; Hymenoptera; Formicidae.
AUUAAAAACUUUAAAUAUAAUUUAAAUAUAAUUUUUUGUUAGAGAAAAAAGUUGCUUCUUUUACCAAAGAGAAUCCAUACAAUGCAUUUCGUGAAAGAUUGCGAAUUUCUGAGAAGCUCUAUAUAAAUUAUAUAUAGUUAUUUAUUUGUAAAUAAAAAAAAUUUUGUGUAUAUGUAAUAAUAUUUUAAUAUAAAAAAAGAUAUCACACAUACACACACGCGAUGAACGAUCAUGACGAACGAUAACCAAUCCAUAACAAUUGCCAAAAUAAUUAGCUUGCGUUUUGACAUUUAUAAUGUUUCCGUAAAAUGACUUAGCAUUUAGGUACUUUCUUAAUUUGUAUGAUUUAUAUCUAUUUGAAAAUGUCAGAUAUGCAAAAUAUAACAGAAGAGGAGGCGUUAUGUGAGACAAAGUUAUAUAUAAAAUUGACAAAUAAAGGAAUGUUUAUCUACGGUGGAUGGAGUAACGAGAGAUUACUCAAUUUACUAAAGGAUAAACUUAUGCGACGUAAUAUUAAAUCCUUAUGUACUGAUGCGCAAUACAAUAAAUCCUUACAUUUUAUUAUACACAGUGGAAUGUAUAAUGAAUGUAUUUUACUGAAACUAGAAGAAAAAGGUAGCAAGAUUUUCUCAUGAGAAUUUCUAUGCAUUUCGUUAUUUAUCGUUCUAUUACAUUAAAUAGUAAAUUUUAGGCAUGUCACCACAAAGUAUUGUGAAGGCAAUGAAAUAUGGUCUCCUUGGACUUACUUCUGAGGAACUGAAAUAUUUCGAAGAUUUUGGAGCAAAAAUAAGUGAAGAUACAUGGAUGAAAAAACUUGAUGAUAAAUUUAUUUGGAAUUUGGCUGCUACUGGAUUAACUGAAGAUCAAUGUUGGGCUAUUGUUACAUGUGGACUGGUGUCUCAAGAUAAAAGUAUAUUGUAUCGGCUUUUAUCGAGUGGCAUUGAUGUUCCAGGAAUUAUAAACUGGCAGGGAAAAGUUAAGCCAAUUUCACCAACAACAAUCCGUUUUCUGAGAAAGCUUGGGAUCGAUGAAAACACUUGUAAUUAUGUAAAAGAAAAUGGUAUUGAUGAUGAAGCAGAAGAUAUUCUAAUUGAUCUUGGAUACAAUGAAUAUAAGAAAAAGGAAGCUUUGAAAGUAACCGAGGUGUCUUAUAAUUAAUUUCAAGGAAUAUUAGAUAAAGCGCAUAGAAAAAUGAAUCUAUUUUAAAUAAUUAAUAGGAAAUAAUUAA